Protopterus annectens (West African lungfish) is the source of this 966-nucleotide messenger RNA. Its product is annotated as melatonin receptor type 1C-like. Gene Ontology annotation, cellular component: membrane. NCBI's taxonomy places the organism in Eukaryota, Metazoa, Chordata, Ceratodontiformes, Protopteridae. Bases 1 to 966 code for a protein of 321 amino acids. Gene Ontology annotation, biological process: G protein-coupled receptor signaling pathway. The transcript has 2 exons. The record is from RefSeq and is a predicted model, not a curated record. Gene Ontology annotation, molecular function: melatonin receptor activity.
AUGAUUGAGAACUGUUCUCACUGCUGGGAAGGAGAUACUAAUCACACAAAACUGCUUACUUACCCAACAAAAGCUGAGACUCUCUUUCAAGCCAGUGUAAUGAUCUUCACAACACUCAUGGACAUAUUUGGAAACGCACUUGUUAUCCUUUCCAUUAUUCAAAACAAACAACUCAGAAAUGCUGGUAAUAUCUUUGUUAUCAGCUUAGCAGUAGCAGACCUGAUGGUAGCACUACAUCCUUACCCACUGCUUGUUGUUGCACUUUUACAAAAACAAUGGACAAUGGGAAUGUUACAAUGCCAGCUUGCUGCAAUUAUCCAGGGACUGAGUUUCAUCGGCUCCAUCUAUAACAUUAUGGCUAUUGCAAUCAAUCGGUACUGCUGUAUCUGCCAUAGCCAAGUAUAUGAUAAACUCUACAGCAUGAAAAAUACUUACUAUUUGGUCAUCUUGACAUGGGCUCUGAGUAUUGCAUUGGUUUUACCAAUGAUUUUAGUCGGAGCAUUGCAGUACGACCCUCGUGUGUAUUCCUGUACAUUUAUAUUCACAGCAAAUCCAUUUUUAACCAGUGUUCUGACAGUCCUGCAUUUUAUAAUACCACUGACAAUUGUAAUCUUUUGUUACACAAGGAUUUGGAUUCUAGUAAUUCAGGUUAAGUACCGUGUCCGACACAAGAGCAAACAGAAGUUAAAAUCCAAUGAAGUGCGACAUUUUUUGACAAUGUUUGCAGCUUUUGUGCUAUUUGCCAUCUGUUGGGGUCCAUACAGCAUUCCUUCUCUGAUUUUAGCUUUUAGUCCAAUAGGAAAGGCACCGAUAUUAUCUGACGAACUCUUUGUGGUAGGUUUCUUUAUGGCCUACUUCAACAGCUGCCUAAAUGGUAUUGUCUAUGGGAUUUGUAACCCAAAUUUCCGCCAACAGUACAAGAGUGUGUUUCUUUAUUUAUAUUCUCUCAUUUUAAAGAUUUUCUAA